This is a messenger RNA of Dissoconium aciculare CBS 342.82, 2115 nucleotides long. RefSeq lists its product as uncharacterized. Gene Ontology annotation, biological process: intracellular protein localization; Golgi to plasma membrane transport; exocytosis. The record is from RefSeq and is a predicted model, not a curated record. Lineage: Eukaryota; Fungi; Ascomycota; Dothideomycetes; Mycosphaerellales; Dissoconiaceae. Gene Ontology annotation, cellular component: exocyst. Bases 1 to 2115 code for a protein of 704 amino acids. The transcript has a single exon.
AUGUCCGAAGACAAGAAGGGCAUUUCGCUCCGGCGAAAGAAGACGGUGCGACCGACGAUCUCUGCUCCUCGUCAAAUCACCAGGGAGCUCAGUGCCGAUAGCAGAUGGGAUGCGCAAACCACACGCUCAAAUAAUAGCGCAGCCACCGACGCUACCGGGCCUCAACGUCGUCCUCGUCUCGGCGGUGAACAGACCAGCGAUCUGGUCAAGCGAAGAUACAGUACACGUUUCACUGGAGGCCUGCCACAAGAUGGGAACACUCCACCUGUUCCAGAUGUGCCCUCUUUGCCCGCGCAAUAUGGCGCCCCAACGAAGUCUCGCGAGGCUGCAAGAAGUCCGGAAAGAGAUCGGGACCGGAGUAGAGGCAGGCUAAAGGUCGACACACGAGCUCUAAGAGAUCCGAAUCUCCAGAUCGAGAAAUACGUGCAGAGCAUUCUCGCCGAUGCUUCAGAGAACGACAUUCAUACCUAUCAGAUGGAUCUGCAGAGUGUCAAGGCGCAUACAGAUGCUGAUUUGCGACACAACGUCUACCAAAACCGAACACAGUUCAUUAAGAUCUCCAAAGAGGCAGACAAGCUUAAGUCAGAGAUGCGGACGUUACGAACACUGAUGGGCGAGCUGACAGGAGCUUUGAGUCAUGCCACAAGUGCUGGAGGGUCGGAAUCUGCGACAGACAGCGCGCUGACUGUUGCCGACAGGAAACGCGCCAAUCGGAGCAGUGUAGCGAAUCUCGAAGCAAUGUGGAGUACACAUCUGCAAACAUUGUGGAAACGUGUGGAAGGAUCACAAAAAUACUUGCCUGCCCUACCUGGACGUCACAUUAUUGUCGAGAGUCAGCGCUGGAUUGAGCUCAACGCCGCCACUUGGAAACCGCGCCGUCGCAUUGCUCUAGUCCUCCUGAACGAUCACUUGCUCGUAGCCAGCGAAAAGAAGCGGAACGAUCAGGUUGCUGGGGCGGCAAGGACCAACCGGAUGAGCGCCUACAAUCCGCAGUCGCAAUCGAUGUAUACGGCAGAGCGCUGCUGGCCACUGCAUGACGUACAGUUGACCGACAUCAGCACGCGUCAGGGCCCUACCGUAGGCCACAACAAUCGAUCAAAAGAACACGCCAUUAUCAGCAAUGCGAUCAACAUUCGUGCGGGCAAUGAAAGUUUCACAUAUACUACUAUCGAUGCAGCGGACAAAGGAAGCCUACUUGUCGCCUUUAGGAAAGCACAAGAAGACUUGCGAAAGCUGUUAGCCGCUGAGAAUGGUGAGCGGGGAAUGGCCCUGGACUCAUCUGUGCUUGGCGGUAGAGACACUCGUUCAUUGAAGAGAGCGACGGCGAAUGGCAACGAUGCGGUUGCUGAAGAAUACAAGCUGGCCAGUCUGAACAGAGCGGGCUCCAUCCUGGUAGACGCCGACGGACGGCCGCAGACUGUGCGUUCGAUCGAGGCUCAGAUCGACGGGCUGGACAUCGACAUUGCUUUGCAAAGGUUCGAGAAAGCAGUCGCUGGGGUGGAGAAGCUAAGAAAACUUGCGCGUGGCAUUCGAGGAAAUGCGACGGCUCAGGAGAUCAUUCUUGUCAAAGUCAACGAACGAGCAAGCAGACUUGCCAACAGCGUCGCGCGGCAACUGAGCCAAAGCAGCGGCGGGGCCGAAAAGACCAAGGAGAAUGUUGGAUGGUUGCUUCGAUUAGGAUUCGAAGAGCUCGCUCGUUCCACCUAUCUAUCCUCUCGUACGGAGACCAUCCGUAUUCGCACUCGACAGCUCCCAUUCACGGGCGCCAUGGAGCCGUACAUCCAUGCUCUGGCAUACACGACCUUUACACUGAUUCUGCACACCUUCCGCACAUUCAACCAGUCCUUCCUCACCACUAGCGCCAGUGCUGUGGUACGCUGGGCAAAGGAGCGAGUCGACGAGUUCAAUGCUGUCAUCGAUCGUCAACUGAGCAGUGUCGCGCGUGGCAGCGACGUCUGGAACGCGUCUCUCCACGUCGUCCGGGAACAGGCCGCCACACUCCACGAAGUAGGCGUGGACUUCAAAGAUCUUGUUCUACAAGGUUUGACGCAAGAGUUGGCUCCAGUUCCCGCAGUUUCCAAAGUUGCAACCACAGCCCCGGCCACAGGAACAUGA